GCCUCCCCCUCGCAAGAGAGCGAGAGAGAGAGAAAAAAUUAAUUAUAACAUCACCGCAAUUAGCCCGAUUAAUUAACCCCCCCACCACCAACCUCACAAACCCAAUUACCGUCAAACCGCAAUCGUCGUCGCGUGAGGGAGAGUCUCGCGCGGGCGCGGGAUUUUUUUUUCUCUUUCCCCGCGGCCGUGUUUGUCUCUCCCCUUCCCGCCACCACCACCAUCACCACCACCACCACCACCACACCGCCCCCCAACCAGAACCGUCCGCGCGGCUAACCCCCUCACAACCUCCUCAGGCUACCGUCGCCACCACCACCUCCGCCGCCGUCGUCACCGCCGCCUCUCAUAACGGUCGCACCCCGCGGGCCGGGCUAGGCCGGGGGAGGAGGAGGAGGAGGAGAUUGCCGCCAUGGGCUGCUUCGACAGCAAGACCGAAGACCAGCGGACGGACGAGAAGGCGCAGAGGGAGGCCAACAAGAAAAUCGAGAGACAGCUCGCGCGCGAGAAACAGCAAUACCGCGCCACGCAUCGCCUCCUAUUGCUGGGGGCGGGCGAGUCGGGCAAGAGCACCAUCGUGAAACAGAUGAGGAUCCUACACGUGGACGGGUUCGACCCCGAGGAGAAGAAGCAGAAGAUAGAAGACAUUAAGAGGAACAUCAAGGACUCCAUCGUGACCAUCACGUCGGCCAUGAGCACGCUCACGCCGCCCGUGUCCAUCGGCAACCCGGCCAAUCAGAAGAGCCUGGACUUCAUGCUCAACACGGUGACGCGCAUGGAGUACGAGAUCACGCCGGGACUAGGGGAGGCUAACUAG
This is a messenger RNA of Lethenteron reissneri (Far Eastern brook lamprey), 814 nucleotides long. Its product is annotated as guanine nucleotide-binding protein G(s) subunit alpha-like. Gene Ontology annotation, biological process: adenylate cyclase-activating dopamine receptor signaling pathway. Gene Ontology annotation, cellular component: cytoplasm; heterotrimeric G-protein complex. Lineage: Eukaryota; Metazoa; Chordata; Hyperoartia; Petromyzontiformes; Petromyzontidae. Gene Ontology annotation, molecular function: GTP binding; G-protein beta/gamma-subunit complex binding; GTPase activity. The record is from RefSeq and is a predicted model, not a curated record.